AUGCUUAAUCUACAGAGAAAAGUAAUGGUUAUGAGUAUAAUGAUGAGAAGCACAAACCAGAGAUCCAAUACCUUGCAAAGCUUAAUGGGGAUGUUCCUGCAGUCCACACACUCCCCACAGAAAGUAAUCGAAAUGCUCAAACAAAUGAGAGUCUCUGUAUCUGUUAAUGCAAUAUUUGCAGCCACACGCUCAUUAUCAGCACAAACUCACCACACACUCCGCUUGCUUGGACAAUCACUCCUUGUUGCCUAUGCAUAUGACAACUUUGACAUUGACCUGAAAUCUCAUGAGCACAAAAUUGAAAACUCAAACAAAUCACUGAAACAUCUUACAUCCAGGUUAAUGUUCCCUCUGCAGCACUGCACCUCACAAGAAGAUCUCAAAUGUUCCAAGGAGCUAUGGCUAAAGUCAUCUCUCAACCUUCAAGCAGAAGUGUUGCUGAAAUGGGGGUGGAAGGACUUGCUCAGCCUUCAACCAGACACACCAAAUUCAUCAGGACUUACCUGUCAUGACCACUUCAAUUCGUGGAAGUUUCUCUUUGACCUCAUAACAUAUGGACCUCCAUACUUCAUGCAGUUUAAAGACCGGCUGCAUGAACUGGAGCUUGUUGAAGGCAUCCCCGUCAUUAAAACACCCACUAUAGCUGCAUUAGCAAUGGAUGUUAGCAAUUCCACUGUUGCUGGCAAUAUACAGAGUGUUAUCAACUUACUUGAGCAAGGCAGAAUCACAGAACCUGACACCUUUGAUGAUCCUGAGAUCCCUGACAUCUCAGAGUAUGUCGUUCUGUUCCAUGGUGACCUGGGCACAGGUGAAUGGCUCCAAGUGGUACAGCAGCACCUUGCAAUCAAAAACACACCUUGGGAUUGA
This is a messenger RNA of Suillus subaureus, 867 nucleotides long. RefSeq lists its product as uncharacterized. NCBI's taxonomy places the organism in Eukaryota, Fungi, Basidiomycota, Agaricomycetes, Boletales, Suillaceae. The transcript has a single exon. The coding region runs from base 1 to 867 and encodes 288 amino acids. The record is from RefSeq and is a predicted model, not a curated record.